CCACGGAUCGGAGGAGCUGGGGGCGGGGCCCGAGGAGGAAGGCGGCCACGACGAGGAAGAGGACGCGGCUCGGGCGAUGGAACGCGCGCGGGCGGGGGCGUUAGCCGGCUCUCCGGUUCAUGAUCAGGUGGUGCCAGCAGGAAGUUCUUCAUCCAGAGUCAUAGUACACGUGGAUCUGGAUUGCUUUUAUGCACAAGUAGAAAUGAUCUCAAACCCGGAACUAAAGGGCAAACCUUUGGGGGUUCAGCAGAAAUCUUUGGUGGUUACCUGCAACUACGAAGCUAGGGAACUUGGAGUAAAGAAACUUAUGAGUGUUCGAGAUGCAAAAGAAAAGUGUCCCCAGCUGGUGUUAGUGAAUGGAGAAGACUUGACUCGUUACAGAGCGAUAUCAUAUAAGGUUACAGAGUUGUUGGAGGAAUUUAGUCCAGUUGUUGAGAGGCUUGGAUUUGAUGAAAAUUUUGUGGAUGUAACAGAAAUGGUUGAGAAGAGACUGCAGCCGCUGCAAAGUGAUGAACUCCCAGCACUGACUGUGUCGGGUCACGUGUACAACGAUCAGUCUAUAAACCUGCACGACAUCUUGCACAGGAGACUGCUUGUCGGGUCUCAGAUGGCAGCAGAGAUGCGGGAAGCCAUGCAUGACCGGCUGGGUCUCACUGGCUGCGCUGGAGUGGCUUCCAAUAAGUUACUGGCAAAAUUAGUUUCUGGCGUCUUUAAACCAAAUCAACAAACAGUCUUAUUGCCUGAAAGUUCUCAAGACCUCAUUCUCAGUCUGAAACACAUAAAAGAAAUGCCUGGUAUUGGCUAUAAAACUGCCAAACGCCUUGAGGCACUGGGUAUCAGCAGUGUGCCUGAUCUCCAAACCUUUCCAUCCAAAAUACUAGAAAAGGAAUUAGGAAUUUCAGUUGCUCAGCGUAUCCAGAAGCUCAGUUUUGGAGAGGAUAACUCUCCUGUAACACCAUCAGGACUACCUCAGUCCUUUAGUGAAGAAGAUUCAUUUAAAAAAUGUUCAUCGGAAGCUGAAGCUAAAAGUAAGAUUGAAGAACUACUUGCUAGUCUUUUGAACAGAGUACGCCAAGAUGGAAGGAAGCCACAUACAGUGAGAUUAACAAUCCGCCGGUAUUCGUCUGAGAAGCACUAUAACCGCGAGAGCCGCCAGUGCCCCAUCCCACCCCACAUGAUUCAGAAGUUAGGGGCAGGUAGUUAUGAUGCGAUGACCCCAAUGGUUGAUACAAUCAUGAAACUUUUUCGAAACAUGGUGAAUGUGAAGAUGCCAUUUCAUCUAACCCUUUUAAAUGUGUGCUUCUGCAACCUUAAGGCAGUAAACACUGCUAAGAAAGGGACUAUCGAUUAUUACUUAACACCGUCAUUAUCAACAAUGUCACACCCCGGCAAGCGCAGUUUUAAAAUGAAAGAGACUCAUAUGGAGGAUUUUUCCAAGGACAAAGAAACAAAUUGGAAUUCUCUACCAACUGGAAGAAUUGAAAGUACAAGAGCUGGAAAGUCUCCACUAGAUACUAUAAAUUUUUCCAGAGGAGACAGCGAUGAAUUCCCACUCUCUUCACUUCCUGAGGGUAUUGACCAAGAAGUCUUUAAGCAGCUUCCAGUAGAUAUUCAAGAAGAAAUCCUUUCUGGAAAAUCUAGAGAAAAGGUUCAAGGGAAAGGAAGUUUGAGUUGUCCAUUACGUGCCUCCAGAGGAAUAUUAUCUUUCUUUUCUACAAAACAAAUCCAAGAAAGUCCAUUAAAUCCUAGAGAUCAUGUGUCUAAUAGCAAACAGAUGCUCUCUGUAUCUCCCUGUGAACCAGGAACCUCAGGCUUAAAUAGCAGUAGUUCCUCUCAUCUGUCUAGCCAAAAGGAUUGUUCACAUUCUCUAGACAGUAGAUUAAAAGUUGAAGGAAUGAGUCAAAGGCCUAAAGAAUCUCAAGGAUUCUGCUUUCCAAAUACAAAGCCCACAGUAUCUAUUUUCCAUUCGUUUCCAAAUUCACAGAGUGAGCAACUUUUCUCCAAAAACCUCACUACAGAUAGCCAUAAGCCACCGACAGCAACAGUGCCUCAUCAUGAAGCACUUGCAGAAAAUAGAGAGCAAGGUUCUUCCGCUGAGAAAGUUACUUUUCCUUCUGACGUUGACCCUGAAGUUUUCUACGAACUACCAGAAGAGGUACAAAAAGAGCUGGUGGCUGACUGGAAGAGAAGAGGAUCGGAGUUCCACAAUGUACAUAAAUAGGCAUGCUGAGGAAAAAAGGUCUAAAAAGCAAGGGAAAGACAUUAAAGCUCAUCUGAAUUAAACACUAAUAGAUAUUUAAUAAUGUAGCAAUCCAAUAUAAAAUGUUCCAAAUAAAGCAAGAAUACCUAUGGGAAGUAAAUUGUGGCACAAAGUAUAAAAAUUUAUAACAGAAGAAGUAAUGUGUAACAUUACCUUCCUCUUAUUUUUAAAACUAUUUUAUAUUGCUUUUCAAUAAAAAAUACUUUGGUAAGCAUUAGUACAUUUCUCAUAUAUUGAGGGGCAAGGUAUAUGUGCCAGCAUAUAAGAAGUAGACUGGCCAAAUCAUUGCUAUGCAAUAGCAAAGAACUUUUUUUUCCUGUGAAAAUUGAGCCCAUUAAGAAAUAGCCAGAUAGUCCUGGCUGGUUUGGCUCAUUGGAUUGAGUGCCAACCUAAGAAUCAAAAGGUGGCAGGUUCGAUUCCCAGUCAGGGCACAUGCCUGGGUUGCAGGCCAGGUCCCAGUAGGGAACAUGUGAGAGGCAACCAAUGAAUGGUGAAUGUUUCUCUUGCAGAUCCAUGUUUCUCUCCCUCUUUCCCCCUCCCCCCUCUCCAAAAAUAAAUGAAUAAAAUCUUUUUUUAAAAAAAGAAACAGCCAGAUAAGUUCUAUGACCAACUUAUUAAUGCCUCUUAUUACACCUAGCACCUACCAUCAUGCCUGGCACACAGAGGGCACUCAGUAACUACUGAGCAAAUAAAUUGGGUGGCAGGGAGUGUAUUUACGUGUCAUGGAGAAGGGGAAGGAGCCUUCCAUGCAGGUAGAUUAAGGGAAGGAUGGACACCCGAAGUGCAAGGUGGAGGAUCUAGAAGAGUUCUCGAUAGUGGAAGAAGUCCAUUUCCUUCUGGCCAGUCUAGGGUCUACAAACAGUGGAUUACAUGUUUUUGCAUCUUCCUAAAUUUUGGAGGUGAGAUUCAGAGUAUCACACAAUAAAUACACAGUUACUAAAUUGAUAGAUGUCUGUUUUCUCUCAUUGUUACUGCCUUCACCUUUUGCCUGCCAGAUCAAAAUUUAGAUAAAAGAUUGUGGAUAUCUUGUGAUUGUAAGACAUAAAGAAUGUUUCCAGAACACACCCAAGCAUUAUGUAGCACUGUUUGGGGGAGUCCUGUUUAUAACAUUUGCAUGUAUAAUUUAAAGACAAAAAUAAAGUACACAAAUGUGAAUAAAGACUAGCCUAAAAGUACUUUCUUCUAGGUAAGGAGUUUGAACUUCAUUUCAGAUUUUUUUAAAUUUGAAAAUCCCCUAACCACCAAGGAUCUUUAACAGGGAGUUUGAGGUUAUCAAAAACAGUAACUUGUAGCAAGAACAUCAGAAGUUACUCAACCAUGCAGGUAUUUAGUGCUGUGGACCAAGGACUAGAGAAGUUUCUACAUGUAGUAUUCUGAUAAGGUGGUUAAACCCAUAAAAGGAGUUCAUCACUUUUUUAGAUAAUUCAUUUUUUAAAAUUAUCCAAUAAUCCUUACAAUUAUUUCAGCCAGAAAUCAGUAUCUGACUAUCGUUUAUCUUAUCUGCUUUUAAUAAAAUGAUCUUUUUUUCCUUUGC
Messenger RNA from Phyllostomus discolor (pale spear-nosed bat), 3794 nucleotides. RefSeq names its product DNA polymerase iota (gene POLI). The coding region runs from base 77 to 2221 and encodes 714 amino acids. Gene Ontology annotation, molecular function: DNA-directed DNA polymerase activity; damaged DNA binding. The record is from RefSeq and is a predicted model, not a curated record. The transcript has 10 exons. Lineage: Eukaryota; Metazoa; Chordata; Mammalia; Chiroptera; Phyllostomidae. Gene Ontology annotation, biological process: translesion synthesis.